AUGCCAGAAAGCGUUGCAAGUAAUAGUUCGCUUGAAGAAGGUGAUCCAAACGAAAACCGAAGCAUUAAUAAACAUGAAUUUCGAGAAUUGGUUUCAAAUAUCGAAGGAACAUCUUCUUCAACAUAUGAAACAUCGGGUUACCGUCUGCAUGGCCAUGAAGUCGGUGCUAGUCAAUUCGAUCGAAACAACUAUCAAACAUUAUCAAGUGGCAUUAAUCUUGCUGGCAAUAGUAAUAGUAGACGAUUACAACAAAAUACAUAUACUACACGCGAAAGUGUAGCAGUAGUAAACAGUUUCACGAAUGAAACCGUGAUUGAAACACAUAGUUCGGAAGAGACUAACAGAUUUCUUGAAAGAACAGCCAACAUUUGCAAAGAUCCUGAUCCGAUAGUUGUUCAAAAAACAGUAGCGGACAGACCGGUGACAUAUCAGCAACGAGUUCUUGUUCGAUAUCUCCAACCACCAGCGGUGCAACCACCAGGACCACUCAUUAUUAAAGAAGUGCGUGAACCUCAAGCAGCACCACUUCCACCACUUGUUAUACGUGAAUACCCGGAACCUGCCGUUACACCACCGCCACUUGUCUUACGUGAACGACCACCAAUGCCACCAUUACCUAUUCCAAGCGAAACGAUUAUCCGCCGAAUACCUGGCCCACCUCCUCCUCCACGAUCGAUUAUUGUCGAACGUUUUCCAGCUCCACCGGAAAAACCACGUGAUAUUAUCAUCGAACGUUGGUUACCUUAUGGGCCUGCACCUGAACGCCGUACAAUUAUUGAAGAAGCGCCGAGUGUCGAUUCUGUAUCAUGUUCAGAAUGCCGCAAUCAGAUUAUUGUUUAUGAACGUGUUGAACCACGUGUAGUUCGACGAUUGGAAAAAGAAGAUAUUGUUAGAGAAAAUCCUGCCGAUUAUAUAGCUCGUUAUGGAAAUACACUGUUAGAUUCAACGACACUUAUUGAAACAGCUCGUAAUGCUGGCAUUUACGAAGAUCUGUCUCUGCCGGCACUAUCAUAUUCGAACAUACGCGCAAGUACUAUUGAUUAUGGGGCAUCAGGUAAAGACAAAUACAUAACGAAGAGGCCUUAUUUUGCAGUUUCUAUAUCAUAUUCUUCUCUAAAAUUUCGAAGUUUUGACACACCUGCGACUUUUUAA
Molecule: messenger RNA, 1152 nt
Organism: Adineta ricciae
Lineage: Eukaryota; Metazoa; Rotifera; Eurotatoria; Adinetida; Adinetidae
Source: the annotation of a GenBank genome assembly